Messenger RNA from Brachypodium distachyon (stiff brome), 704 nucleotides. RefSeq lists its product as uncharacterized. Lineage: Eukaryota; Viridiplantae; Streptophyta; Magnoliopsida; Poales; Poaceae. The record is from RefSeq and is a predicted model, not a curated record. The coding region runs from base 111 to 398 and encodes 95 amino acids. The transcript has 3 exons.
GGGAUCCAAGGCAUCAAGCACGACCAAGGACAAGUGCAAGGCAGGCACAUGAACCCAACAGAGAGUUGAGAGAGAAUCCUUUGAGGCAGUAGCUAGUUUCAGUGCAUGCAAUGGAGAGAACCUCAGCAUCACUCUGCCUAGUGAUCACCUUGUUGGCAUUCUACUUCUUGGUUCCCUCGAAUGCUAUACCUCUCUCAAGAGUGCAGAAGCUGGUGGCUUUGCAAGAGAACAGUGAGAUGCUAUCGGUUGAAGAAAGCACUCCAAAGCCAGAGCUGGAGACGGGAAGAGUGGUCCCGGUGGACGACGAGGUGAUGAUCGGCGCGAGGAUGGCGCUGGAGACGCAGGACUACGCGCCCUCAGGCCCGAACAACCACCACAAACCACCUGGCUGGAGCUGAGCAGAUCGAGCUCGGGUCAGCACUUUGAUCGAGGUUUUCAUCGCUGGUUUAAUUUAGUAAAUCAUGCGCGUUGUGUUGUGUGUGCUCUUCCAUGAUGAUGUGAUGUAUUAUUGAUGUGUGUGGUGUGCUGCUCACAAUCUUCAUUUAGUCAGUAAGUAAGAAUGCAUAUUUAGUUAUUACAGUGAGCUGUAUGCUUGGGAUCGCAAAAGUUGCUGCUACCAUUGUAAGGAACUAAUUAAGAUUCAUGCAUGUCUAAUUGAGAUAUGAUGGAGUUAAAUUCUGGUGGAAUAAUUACUAAAAAACCUA